GCAAGCACCGCCGCCAGCCAGCCAUAUUUUUCUACUCGCUCGCGCCAUUUUGGUUCUUAAUUUUUGAGAGCGUCCUUUAGCUCGCGUGUAUUUUACUUCAAGACUUGCAUUAAUUUUAAUAAAAUGGGUAAGAAAGACAAAAAGGAUGAAAGUAGUGGUUCUAGCGAAGAAGAAUAUGUCGUGGAGAAAGUAUUGGACAAGCGGACUGUGAAAGGAAAGACUCAGUACCUGCUCAAAUGGAAAGGGUACAAGGAAGAAGAGAGCACAUGGGAACCAGUGGAGAACCUGGACUGUGAAGAGCUGAUCAAGACCUUCGAAGAGAACCUCAAGGAAAAACAGAAAACAGAAAAAAAGAAGCCAGAGGACCGUGGCAAGAAGCGAGUGAGGGAGUCCAGUGAGGAGACUAGUACAAGCCGCAAGGGUCGAGCCACCAGCGUCUCCUCAGCCGACGAGCAUAAGGAGAGCAAACGCAGCAAGGAUGACAAGUCCAAGUCUGGCUUCGACAAGGGAUUGAAGGCUGAAAAGAUUAUUGGCGCAUCAGACGCGACGGGAGAACUAAUGUUCCUAGUAAAAUGGGCGGACUCUGAUGAGGCUGAGCUGGUCCCGGCGAAGGUAGCCAACGUCAAGUGUCCACAGCAGGUGAUCGCAUUUUACGAGGAGCGGCUAACGUGGCACACGCCUGCUGACGCGGAAUGAUUCAGGGCCGUGAAGAUUAGUUAAGAUGGACUUUGUGAACGUGGACGAUGGACUUAUACCAACAGCAUGACUCAUUCGUGGACCUAGCCAGCUAUAGCAGUGGAAAACCCGGGUCUUGUUUUAAUUCUCAAUUUUUUGGCAUAAGCCACUUGCUGGUUAUGCCAGCAUAGUUUACGUGCAAUUAUUUCAACGCAAUUCUUAAUGGCUUCUAAGUGAUCAACAUGUGGUCUAACAGAAAGCUUGGUGAGGUGUGGUUAGUUCAUUUUGCAAGGGAUAUCUGACUGUCCCAUUUGGGAUAUAGUCGUGAGUUUGUUAUGUUUACACGUGUAAAAAGGAUUGUUAACUUUGUAUCAAGAUUUCUACAUCUUACAAGAGGACAUAAAUAACAAUUCAAAAUAUUGCGUAAUUCUAUUGUGUAUUUCAUGAUUUGAUACGGCCAGAAUUGUGAUCACUCAUAAGCCAUUGAUCAAGAAUUGAAUUGAUAUUUGUGAUUUGAGAUCAAAAAAUUUUUAAUGUAUACUUACCAUGUUUUCAUACCUAUGCCUAUGGAGGAACACCAGUGCAUAACGGCUUUCUACAACAAACAGUAUCACUACUUUUCUGACGUCAUAUCAUAAGGUCUUAGGGCCCCAAGUCCUUUUAAAAUCAAAACCUCAUUGUUUAACUGUUGUCUGGUAUUCUGGGCCGCAGCAUAAUUAUAAGUCCAUUCGGGUAUCGGUGUUGUCAUCACAAGGGUAUUAUUGGCAGUUCCUGCAGACACCUCCUAAUUUUCUUUGUUAUACCUGUUAUUUUCUUAUUCUCCCAAAAGGAAAGGGAUGGGAGAUUGACAACUGUUAAUUUUAAAAUGACACCUUGCUGUUAUGCAACCCGUUUCACGUGUGCUUGUCAACUUAAUUCUGUUGGGUUAUUGGACAAUUAUAAAAUUAUGGGUUUUUUAAAUUUCAGCUAAAAAUUGACAGUGUUCCAUAAAUUUUAUGCCUGUCGAUUACUCGUUCCUUUCUUUUUAGCGCAUAAGAAAAUGACAGGUAUAACUUAAAAUAAAAUUAGAUGGUGUGUACAGGAAUCUCCACAUUGUAACACUCGGUUGUUAAUUACGGCUUUUGUGAUGAAUUUUCCAUGCGUUUGUACGUCGUUGGAGAAGUUAGAAAGGGGUGCGAAUGUUGAUAUUAAUAUCGUCGCGUUAUAACUAUAAAAUCACUUUCGCUUGUCAUUUUUGUUAACAAAACCUUGUAAUAGGCGCGGUAGUUUUAAUCCAGGUAAUAUAUCCGAUUUUUUUUUAUAAGACGACGUUAUGUUGAUUCUGUGUAAGAUGCAUGCUGUAUGAUUAGUUUUGACAUUGACCCAUCCAUGACCUUUUAAAAACUUGACUUUAUCUUGGAAAUAACGUCCAUACUAUCAUAAUUCGCCCCCCGCAUCUCUGUAUAUUUAGGUAUAUAUAGUCGCCGCGGCGACAAAUUUUUUCUUUACAUAUGAAUUAUGAACACAUCAAACUUUUAUUGAUGAACCGUGGUCCAUAUUUCAUAGAAUAUAAUUGUCAUUUUAUUGAAUUUUGAGUUAUGUUGUAGAUAUAGGUAUAAUCAAUUUCGAUACACAGCAAAAUUUGUCUUAUCUAGUUUGCGCCUUUGUAGCAUGGCGAUAAGGUUCAGACUGGUUGGACGGUGAAUAAAGCUUUGUAUCCAAUAGACAACAUAAAUACAUACUGAGACGUCGUUGGGAGCACCUCCUUGGAGCCCUGAACGCGUCCGGCGGCAGACAUACAAAUCCACCCAUAUUUCAACAAUUUCAUAAUAAAGUCUGGUUUUUCCCUUCGUGGGUUGGAAGGUUAGAUAGGCAGUCGCUUCUGUACAAAACCCGCGAAUGAACUCUUAAGCGUCAAGUUGUUAUCAAAAUUAUUGUAAAUUCAGAAAGAUUGUUCAUUUCCCUGGCAUUAUCCUGUUUUUCACAGAGUCAGCUUACCUAACCUGAAGAUUUGACAGGGCCGGUUAUUUACAGAAGCGACUGCCUAUCUGACCAACCCGCAAAGGGGAAACCAGCCCAACACAGGGAUCACAUACCUCCGAAUAAUGCACUUCCCGGGAAUGUGGGUUUCCUCACGAUGCUUACCUAAAAGUUCAAAAAGAUUGUUAACAAAAAAUAAAUUAAUUGUUGCCUAUUGGAUGCAUGACUUUGGGUAUUUGCUGACAAGCUUCGAAUAAGUAUUUAGUCAAGAGAUAUUAGGCCUUCUCGUCUGCGGCAGACGAUCUAAAAAUGUAAGAAUAUUCUGUAUAAGCAAAUAAGGAUUUUUUUCAGAUGCUAUCCACCACGCGUCGACAUAUAAUUUACUUCAAAUUAUGUGAGAAAUCUCGUUUCUUUGGAUAACUUAGGAGUUUGUAUCCUAUCGAUUUUGUUAUCGUAAUUCCAAAUAUUUUUAUUAUGACGCGACGUGUCUUAAGGUAAUAUUUAAUAAAUAAACAUUCUCGUGAA
Pectinophora gossypiella (pink bollworm) is the source of this 3159-nucleotide messenger RNA. Its product is annotated as chromobox protein homolog 5-like. The coding region runs from base 124 to 696 and encodes 190 amino acids. Gene Ontology annotation, molecular function: chromatin binding. Gene Ontology annotation, biological process: chromatin organization; negative regulation of transcription by RNA polymerase II. The transcript is spliced from 5 exons. Lineage: Eukaryota; Metazoa; Arthropoda; Insecta; Lepidoptera; Gelechiidae. The record is from RefSeq and is a predicted model, not a curated record. Gene Ontology annotation, cellular component: pericentric heterochromatin; nucleus.